AAUAUUUUGAGAAAUUAAAAAAAAAACAUAUAAAUGCCAAAUCAUUUAUAAACCUAUCAAAAUUCUUUCAAUUUUUCUAAUUUUCUUAUUCUCUAAACACUCAAAUUCUUUAUUUUUGACCAACGUUUCAUCAAAUUUUAAUUUUUCACUGCAAAUUUUCCUAUAUUUCACUUUAUUUUUCCCUUUAAAAAAUGUCAAGCCAUGGUUCUUCUAGUCAUCACAAAGAGAAAUUAGAAAAUUUUAAUUUUCAACCGAUGGGCAUUAACACAAUGAACAAUUGUUGAAUGGUUAAUUAUCUUUUGCUUAUCAAACCUACUUUCGAGUCAAGAAUUACGACCAUCAAAGCCAUAGCUCAAAAUUAUCGAUUCUAGUUUAGAACCGACUCAAAAUCGAACUGUGGUGAGGUCUACUAGUAACUGCUCUAUUUAGACGUGGGUCUCUCUCUCUCUCUCUCUCUCUCUCUCGCCCACCAUUGCCCAUUAUUUGCAGACAUGGAAGUGAUCAUUUCCACUGCUGCAAAUUCAGUUCCCCGUGAUCAAGAUGAUGAGUCCAUAUACAACAAAGCUGAGCAAGUGAAGGCAUUUGAUGACACUAGAGCUGGUGUUAAAGGACUAGUUGACUCUGGUGUGACCAAGAUCCCUACUUUUUUUGUCCACCCACCAGAGAACGUGCAGAGAUCAUCAUCAUCUAACACAAGUUAUAGCAGUAGCAACCUCCAGCAGGUCCCGGUGAUAGACUUGGAAGGCAUUGAAACAUGUGGACGGCGGCUUAAGGUGAUUAAUGAGAUUAGAAAUGCAUCAGAAACAUGGGGUUUCUUUCAAAUGAUUAAUCAUGGAAUUCCAGUUAAUGUUCUGGAUGAGAUGUUGGCAAGUGUUAAACGAUUCCACGAGCAACCCCAGGAGGUGAAGAUGGAGUGGUACUCUCGAGACUCUAAGCGCCCAGUGAGGUUCUUCUGCAAUGGAGAUCUCCUUGUUAAUAAAUCACCAGCAAACUGGAGAGAUACCAUAGCAUUUGAUUUUCAGGACGGAGAACUAGACCCCUGCCUCUAUCCUCAGAUAUGCAGAGAAGCUGUGAGUGAAUACAUAAAGCACGUGAUAAAGAUGAGUAAGACAAUAAGUGAACUAUUAUCAGAGGCACUAGGGCUUCGCAGAGACUACCUUUCAGAGUUAGAGUGCAUGGAAACUGAAUCUUUGGUGUGCCACUACUACCCCAUUUGCCCUGAGCCAGACUUGACCCUUGGCACCACCAAGCAUACAGACCCUUCUUUUCUCACCAUACUGCUGCAAGACAACACAGGUGGACUCCAAGUUCUUCAUCAAAAUCAAUGGGUUGAUGUGCCUCCUGAAGAAGGAGCUCUUGUAGUAAACAUAGGGGACUUCAUGCAGCUUAUCAGCAAUGACAAGUUCAGGAGCGUGGAGCAUAGAGUAUUAGCUGGAGGGAUCAGGCCCAGGACUUCAAUAGCAUGCUUUUUCUAUCCAAGUACAGCAAAUAAAUUUAAACCCUAUGGAGCAGUACAGGAACUUCUAUCUGGCAAUCCACCCAUAUACAGGGAAACUCAUAUUGCUGAGUAUUUGGCCUUCUUCAGGUCCAAAGGAUUAGAUGGUAUUCCAAACCUCCCUCAUUUUAAACGUGCAUGAGCCCCUGUUCUUGGUGCACAAUUAUAACUUGCUGGAAACUGAAAUCAUCUAUCCAACUCAUAUCUGUAAUAAAGUUAUCUACUCCCCGUGACA
Molecule: messenger RNA, 1730 nt
Organism: Hevea brasiliensis (rubber tree)
Lineage: Eukaryota; Viridiplantae; Streptophyta; Magnoliopsida; Malpighiales; Euphorbiaceae
Product: 1-aminocyclopropane-1-carboxylate oxidase homolog 1
Exons: 3
Coding region: 492-1637 (381 amino acids)
Source: RefSeq, a predicted model, not a curated record